GUUCAAGAACCCGAAUGCAGAGUAUCACGUAUCAGUUCCUUUUGAGCUGGUCAUUAUCUUCAGCCAUCCAAGGCAUCACCCUUGUGCGGUUCUCAUAUCUGUUGGAAGGAGUUAGGCGGGUUGGGUAACCAUCCUUUCACCGAUUGCUGAUCGACUGAGGUAGGUAGUUAGGUCGCCUCAUCCACCCGACGCCAUGAAGCCUUGCCGCAACCGUGAGAGUCCCGCUUGACACCCGUCGUGGAAACCAUGUCGUUGAGCAGCUCGUCGACGCGCGCAUCUCCCGGUCGCUAUCGCCCCGUCCUAUACAUUGCUACAGGCCUUGCUGCGGCGUAUGCCGUCCUCCUUAUCCACCGGCAUUUCUAUCCUCCCUACCAUACUGACCUUCGACGUCGAAAUGCCAUACGACGCCCUUCCAGAAGAAGAGGCGUGCCGUCGGAAGCCGGCGACAGUGUCGAUAUUUCGACCUCCAUCGAGGCUAUACGAAGGCUGCAACAGUUAAUAUCCGCCGACGAAUCGUACGGAACGUUCAGAGUCGAAGUGGACACCGGUCGUUCAUACCAAUGUCUCCUUACACCGUCCGAGUUUCCGUCAAGGGAGGAAUUACAGGCGAUCCUCGACGUUGGCCAAAACCAGGCCACCUUGAUACGUAGGAUGAUGGAGGAUUCGUUUCUGGAGAACUUCUUUGCCUUCGAAUACCCUCCUUCCCACGUUAUUUCGCGGUCCACAGGCGAAUACCAGUAUUUACAGCACCAUCUGUUGGACUGGGGCUUUACCGAACCAUGCAUUUUGCGGGCAAUCAACAUGUUCAAUAACGAUCCCAAUUUUGGUGAAGUUCUACGCCGCAGGAGGAGUAAUGGUGAAGCUACGAGCCUGGAAAUAACUGGAAAUACUGUGAUCGACGCUUAUCACCAAAUGCCAGAGCCUUCUGCCGAUACUCAAAGUUUGUUUUCGUGGCGGGAUGGUAGCGAUGACACGCCCCCUUCUAGGGAAGGACAGAAUUUGUUGAAUCUGUUGUAUCAUAUUGCGGAAGACCAAGCCAGGCGAGAUGGAUAUAUUCACCGUGGCAUUACCUGCAAUCAUUGUGGAGUUGUUCCGAUACAAGGGAUACGAUAUCGCUGUGUUAAUUGCGUCGACUUUGACCUUUGCGAAGCUUGUGAGGCAAUGCAGGGCCAUGUUAAGACUCACGUGUUUUACAAAGUGAGGAUUCCAGCGCCAUUCCUAGGCAGUCCUCGGCACUCUCAGCCGGUGCUUUACCCAGGAAGACCAAUGAGGCUUUCUCGUAGUCUACCCCGGGUCAUUGCGAAGCGGCUCUCGAGAGAAACGAAGUUUGAAAAUACCGAGUUAGAUGCACUUUGGGAGCAGUUUCGAUGCUUGGCCAGUGCAGAAUGGCAGAGUGAUCCAAACAAAUUCUGUCUGGCCAUUGAUCGCAAUACAUUUGAUAGGUGUUUUCUGCCAAAUGUGGCCAGCCGCCCUCCGGGCCCUAACCUCAUUUACGAUCGAAUUUUCUCCUUCUACGAUACCAACGGCGAUAACUUGAUAGGAUUCGAAGAAUUCGUAAAAGGAUUGGCUAGUUUUGGCAAUAAGAGUACUCAUGAACGUUUAAAACGGGCAUUCAACGGAUAUGACAUCGAUGGGGAUGGUUAUGUGGAAAGGAAGGACUUUUUAAGGAUAUUUAGAGCUCAUUAUAUUCUUACCAGAGAGACAACUCGAGAUUUGCUUACAAGCAUCGAAGAGGAGUACGUCGACACCGGUAACCGAGAUAUCAUCCUUGGUAGUCAACCCAUCAGUUCUGCAUUUUCCGGGCUUCCACCUGUUGGUGACCCAUCAAGAACUGGUGAAGGCAAACGACCAAAUUUGCACGGCGAUAUGGAGAUUGUCGAUAACCAAGGGAUUCUCCAAGAGGAGGUAGAAGAGGAGCUUGACAGACAUGUUGUAAUUGGGGAUGCUGCUGCGAGGAACACGUUUGGCAGGUCACGGCCUACAUGGCUACGUCUCACUCCCCAGAUUCAACAGCGAGACUUGUUUGGAAGUGAUGGUCGUGAUGAAGGUGGUGAUAGAAACAACGAUGAAUCCUCAGACUUCUCCAUAGAUUUCGAGGAGUGGCCACCACCUGAAGAUGUUCAGGCCGAGGAUAUAGUCCAGGCCUUGGGUGCCUAUGUUCCAUAUGAAGAGGUCAUGGAUCGUGUUGAUAGAGCCCGGAUAGCAUCAUGUGUUGCCGAGCGUUUCAAUCGCGAAGACCGAGAGCAUAUUGAACAUGUGAGGCGCACAGGCAUUGAAGAAAGGUGGAGGCGUAGACACUUUUAUAUUGACGAGGAGAAUGGCGUUACGGCUCCUCCAGGGUUUCACGAUGAAAAUGAAGAUGCUGUUGAGGAUGCAGACGAGACGGAAUCUCAUAUUCCAUCACCCAGGUCAAGGUCAUCAUCAAAAGUUCGCUUCCAAGAUGACAUUACGGAUAAUGAAUACGAAACGCGAUCUAACCCCUCGACAUCCUCGCGCAGUAUUCCCAUGGGUGAAAGAUGGGGCGGUAUUGAGAUACCAGAAGUCGAACGAGACGUUGGAAAGGAAGUCCUGUUUCAAGUCACACAGCAAGGUCUGAAUGAGAUAUUGGAUAUACUUUUCAAGACCAAAGAAGAUCUGAUCAUGGAAGCUUAUCGCACCCGAGCAGAGAGAAAGCGGUGGGCUAAAGAAAUCGAAGACUUUGCAGACGCACAUUAUAGGCCUCCACGAGCAGACGGUAAAGAGCGGGACUUAGGACUUAGUGUAGAAGACAUCGGACCGGAAACGGAUGACAUUCCUCCUGCGGACAAGCCCCUUCAACAGCUGCUAAACGAGGCGGGCUAUUCCCUUGUUUCCGAGCCGGACAAUGAUCAGGAGACAUCAGAUCCUCUUGAGAUUGCAGAGACUUCAAGUCAUUCACCUGUGCCCGAUAGGGAUAACGAGCAGGUGGUCUCAGAUCUUCCCGAGAACGACCAUGUUCCAUCGGCCUCUGAAAAUAUGGCGUUCGAAGUCGAGGAAGAGGAUGACGAAAGUCACGUCGGCCAUGCAUUCCUACAAGAUUCUGAAGAUACGCCUGCUUUAGAUGAAGCUUUGCAAAUCAGCGAAGCCACAAACUUCAACACCCUCGCUAACCGCUCUAUUGCCCAUGCCGACUCUCCUGUUUAUGAAUCUGCGCCAACGUCCACCGCUGCGUCCGCUUCAAGCUCUAGCCAAUCCAACCAGGCCUUACACCACUCCAACGCUUCUCUCCCGCUCCGCCUCCGCUUCCAACAACCUCGCCACCGCAGACGAUCAUCCCACACCAGUCAAAUAGCCAAUCCAUCAUGCUCCUCUACUAUUUCCUCAGAUCCCGCAAAGCAUCACAUCCCUCCACCUUCUCCACCAAUACCUCCGUCUCCGAAAACUCUGGCACGCUGGUACCGGUUGAGCCAGGUAGAGAAGGAAGCAAAAGAGCGAGGCGGAACGGGUGCAAAGCUAAAUUUUGAGGAGUUUGCACAGCAGAUGCAAGGUGAAAGGGGUAAAAGUUUGUUAUUCUUAACUAGUUGGCUUGAUAUGAUCAGCUUUUAG
Molecule: messenger RNA, 3564 nt
Organism: Coccidioides immitis RS
Lineage: Eukaryota; Fungi; Ascomycota; Eurotiomycetes; Onygenales; Onygenaceae
Product: EF hand domain-containing protein
Exons: 1
Coding region: 247-3564 (1105 amino acids)
Cellular component (GO): cytosol; intracellular membrane-bounded organelle; membrane
Molecular function (GO): zinc ion binding; calcium ion binding
Source: RefSeq, a predicted model, not a curated record